Messenger RNA from Nicotiana attenuata, 2802 nucleotides. RefSeq lists its product as uncharacterized. NCBI's taxonomy places the organism in Eukaryota, Viridiplantae, Streptophyta, Magnoliopsida, Solanales, Solanaceae. The record is from RefSeq and is a predicted model, not a curated record. Bases 1 to 2802 code for a protein of 933 amino acids. The transcript is spliced from 5 exons.
AUGCUCAAGAAACUUUAUGUAAGCAUUCCCUUCACAGAGGUACUCAUUCAGAUGCCCGCUUAUGCUAAGUUUUUGAAGGAAAUUCUAUCUAGCAUGAGAAAAUUAGAGAAAAUGAUAGUGGUCAAGCUAAAUUCCCACUGUAGUGCGAUAUUGCAAAACAAAAUUCCCCAAAAGUGCGAGAAUCCUGGAAACUUAACCAUACCAUGCUCGUUAGGGAGUGAAAAGUUUGACAAGGCCCUCUGUGAUUCUAGGGCAUCUAUAAGUCUAAUGCCUUUAUCUGUAUUCAGGAAACUAGAAGGUGAGCUUGGAGUGAUCAAAUCUGUACCAGUAUCCCUACAACUGGCCAACCAAACCACUAUUCUACCUGAGGGAAUCAUUGAAGAUAUUCUAGUACGGGUGGACAAGUUUGUGUUCCCCGUAGACUUUAUUGUGGUGGAUAUGGAGGUGAACAAGGAGGUGCCUCUUAUUCUGGGGAGGCCAUUUUUAUGUACAGGAAGAGCUAUCCUUGAUAUCUAUAAGGGCCAGCUUAUGCUCAGAGUGGGCAAUGAAAAAGUGGUGUUUCAGAUAAAGAGGAUAAUGAAAUACCCCAGCGAUGAGGUGUCCGCCUACUUAUGUUUCAAGCUAGAUAUUGUAAGGGAAUUGGCUGAAAAAUACAAGUUAGACAAGCUUGUGGGACACACUUUGGAGAAGUGUAUUACUCAGUCUAGCACAGUGGAGGAUGAAGAUCCUGAAAUAAAGAAAGAGGCUAAAGCUCUUGAAACUGAAAAUCAAGUGGUUAAUGAGGAGGAACUAAAAGAGGAGGCUUCUAAGCCUAAUGUGGAAUUGAAAGUCCUACCCACUCACUUGAAAUAUGCCUUUCUUGAAACUAACAAUUUUCCCAUGAUUGUUUCUUCAGACUUGACAGGUACACAUGAGCAAAAGCUGGUGGAGCUGCUGAAAAAGCAUAAGAAGGCCAUUGACUGGGACAUAGCUGAUAUUCAAGGAAUCAAUCCAGCCAUUUGCAUGCACAAAAUCUUGUUGGAAGAAAAUAGCAAGCCAGUGGUGCAGUCCAACUCCAGUGCAAGUUGUACUGAAGAAGGGAGCAUAACAAUGGUGAAACAUGAAGACAAUGAGUUAAUCCCCACAAGAACAGUCACUGGAUGGAGAAUGUGCAUCGACUAUAGAAGGCUGAAUGAUGCAAUAAGGAAAGACCACUUCCCACUCCCUUUUAUCAAUCAAAUGCUUGAGAAGGUGGCUGGACACGGAUGGUACUUCUUCCUGGAUUUGUAUUCAGGCUACAAUCGGAUACCCAUUGCCCAGAAGAUGUUGAGAAAACCACAUUCACUUGCCCAUCAGAGGUGCAUGAUGUCUAUAUUCUCCAAUUUAAACGGGAAGUGUCUAGAGGUGUUCAUGGAUGAUUUCACCCUUUUUGGUUAUGACUUUGAGGAUUGCUUGAUGAAUUUGAAGCUCGUGCUUGAACGUUGUGAAGCCAUUCACUGGCUCCCUCUCCCGACUUCGGUAAAGAGCAUAAGAAGCUUCUUGGGACAUGCUGGGUUCUAUAAGAGGUUCAUCAACAACUUUUUCAGCAUUACCAAGCCGUUAACAACAUUACUAGCGAAAGAUGCCAAGUUUAUUUUCAAUGUGGAGUGCUUAAGAGCAUUCGAAUUGAUAAAGGAAAAGGUUUUUAGUGCUCCUAUUAUGGUGACACCUGAUUGGAGCCAGCCAUUUGAGAUGAUGUGUGAUGCUAGUGAUGUAGGUGUGGGAGCAAUUCUAGGGCAACGAAAAGAUAAAAUAUUUGGGCCCAUCUACUAUGCAAGCAGGACAUUGAAUGAUGCUCAAGUAAAUUAUGCCACUACUGAGAAAGAGUUUUUUGAUGUGGUCUUUUCUUUUGACAAGUUUAGAUCAUACCUUGUGGGAAGUAAGGUGAUUGUACACACUGAUCAUUCAGCGUUGAAAUACAAGUUGAGUAAGAAGGAAUCCAAGCUGCGUCUGAUGCGGUGGGUGUUGUUGAUCCAAGAGUUUCACUUGGAGAUAAAAGACAGGAAGGGCACAAAAAAUCAAGUCGAAGAUCAUCUAUCUCGACUUGAGAAACCUCCAGUUGAAAUAGUCGGAAUAAGGGAAGAGUUCGCUGAUGAACAGAUUUUCUCCACAGUCGCGGUCUCCGAAUGGCCGCCUUGGUAUGUGGAUAUAGCCAACUUUUUGGCUAGUGGAUGGUUGCCCCAUGACCUCACUCAUGAUCAAAGACGGAAGCUUCAAAGUGAGGUAAAAAGUUAUUUUUGGGAUGACCCUUUCUUGUUUAAAUUGUGUGCAGAUAGUGUGAUUCGAAGAUGUGUUCCUGAAGGAGAAAUGGCAAGCAUUCUGUCUCAUUGCCAUGAUGGAGUAGCUAGAGGACACUAUGGUGGAAAUCGAACUGCAGCAAAGGUCAUGGAAGCCGAUUUCUUUUGGACUACUCUUUACAGAGAUGCAGGGCGUGACCACAGGUUGGGGCAGAUGAAUGAAUUUGAAGAGUUCAGAUUAGACACGUAUGAAAGUGUGUGGAUCUUCAAGGAAAAGACUAAAAGGUGGCAUGAUCGUUUGAUUAAGCCAAAGGAGUUUCAUGAAGGAGACAGAGUCCUACUGUGCAAUAGUAGACUCCGAUUAUUUCCCAGAAAAUUCAAGUCUAGAUCGACAGGACCAUAUGUGGUGAAACAUGUAUCACCAUAUGGGGCAAUUGAGAUCCAGAACCAAGACGGAACAGAAAGCUUCAACGUAAAUGGGCACAUAUUAAAACCGUAUCUCAUUGGGGGAUCUGCACAGCAAUCCUCGAGCAUCAAAAUCAAUUGA